This is a messenger RNA of Thermothielavioides terrestris NRRL 8126, 899 nucleotides long. RefSeq lists its product as uncharacterized. The record is from RefSeq and is a predicted model, not a curated record. Lineage: Eukaryota; Fungi; Ascomycota; Sordariomycetes; Sordariales; Chaetomiaceae. Gene Ontology annotation, molecular function: phosphatidic acid transfer activity. The coding region runs from base 80 to 802 and encodes 240 amino acids. Gene Ontology annotation, biological process: phospholipid transport. The transcript has a single exon. Gene Ontology annotation, cellular component: mitochondrial intermembrane space.
AUCUAGCGCCCAGUGCGCUUGUGUAUCUCGAACUCUCCUCUUACGAAGAUUACCCCCUGGGGAAGGCAGAAUAAUCACCAUGGUCCUCACGCACACGACCAAAGACAGCUACUCGCACCCCUUCCCAACCGUCACGCUCGCCUUCUUCCUCCGCUACUGCUCGCCGCAGCUCAACCCGUUCGCCAGCCAUGUGCUCAGCACCGACACGAUCUCGUCGCACGUCGACCCGGCCACCGGCCGCCUGCACACGACACGCAUCCACCUGAAGAAGUCGCGCCUGCCGCCCGCCGUCAUGAAGCUGCUGCCCACGUCGCUGACCGGCGGCACGUCGGACAAGGCGUCGUACAUCCUCGAGACGAGCGUGGUCGACAUGCGCGAGGGCUGGAUGGCGACCGAGAGCCGGAACCUGAACUACGUCGGCGUGCUGUCCGUCGUCGAGCGCCAGCUCUACACCGUGCCCGCGGCCCGGCCGUCGCCGGCGGCGGAUAGCACGGACGUCGAGACCAGGGUGGUGUUCCGGUCGCGGCUGGGCGACCGCAUCCGGGACAAGCUCGGCCAGGCGCAGGCCCAGGCCGAGGCGGCGGCGAACGACGGCAGCGGCGGGUUCUUCGCGCGGCUCGGGGCGCGCGGCAUCCAGCGCAGCAUCGAGUCGCUCGCGUCGACCAAGACGCAGGACCAGCUGGGCAAGAGCCGCGAGGGCAUGCGCAUCAUCCUGGAGCGGCUGCGGCAGACGGGCAUCAUGGGCGUGCUCGAGCUGAGGAAGAUGGCCAGGGAGCGGAGCCUGGAUGCUGCCCAUCCCUGACCAUCGAGUGGGCCGUCCACCUUGCCCGUGCUGGUGCUCGUGCUUGUUUGGCCAGCCUCGUGCGAGCGCGAGACGCAGCAGCCUCGCUGAUGAAGCC